Chenopodium quinoa (quinoa) is the source of this 2131-nucleotide messenger RNA. RefSeq names its product carnosine N-methyltransferase-like. NCBI's taxonomy places the organism in Eukaryota, Viridiplantae, Streptophyta, Magnoliopsida, Caryophyllales, Amaranthaceae. Gene Ontology annotation, molecular function: S-adenosylmethionine-dependent methyltransferase activity. The record is from RefSeq and is a predicted model, not a curated record. Bases 207 to 1676 code for a protein of 489 amino acids. The transcript has 18 exons.
GAAUGUGGUUUUGUGGAGUCCACUAUUCAUUGUUUUCCGUAUGUCGGCUUUUUUCUAUUUUUUUUUUUGUUUGAGUUUAAGAAAAAAAUAAAAAUAAUAGAAAUUGCCAAGUCAGCAAAUCGCCGCACAAACCUCAACCAAAAAAAACCUUUCUUCCAACUUCAAAAUCAAAUCCAAUCCAAUUUUCACAAAAAAACGUCGAAAAUAUGGAGUUUGAUGAAGAACAACAAAAACUUCGGCGUCGAAAAUUGGAAGAAGCUCUUGAAGUCAAAUCUCUCCGUCGAAUUAUCAGCGCCUAUCUCAACUAUCCAGAUGCGGCUGAAGAUGACAUUAAGCGAUGUGAAAGUUCUUUUAGAAAGCUUCCACCUGCCCACAAGUCUCUUCUUUCGCACUUGCCAUCGAAAUUCCAGAGUUUGAGAAGGUGUAUAUCAGUGAAUACAUAUUUUAUUUUAAACAUGCUUCAGGCCUUUGAGCCUCCACUAGAUAUGAGCAUGGAUGUAGAUAUAUGUGAAGAUCAGCAUCUCGAAUGUUGCCCAGAUGAGCACCAUCAUCGUCAUGAUGAGAGUUCCUUGGACAGUCAUCACAACUCGACUGGAAUGGCGAGAUCAGCAAAAGACCCAGUAGAUUGUAAUACGGAAAAUGAUCACAUGCCAAGAUCAGCUAGAGGAACUACAGAUACCGAGGGAGAGCGAUUGCCAGCCCUCAAACCUAAACUGGAGUUUGGGGAAGCCGGUUUUAGUUCUGCUAAUGCCAUUGGUGGUCAGGGAAGUGAAGGACAACUUAGACCGGUUGAUUCAAAUGGCAAUGCAUCGUCAUCUUCUUGUGAUUGGUUGAAUUCAUCGUUGCAAUUGAAUGUGCCACUAGUUGAUGUUGACAAGGUUCGCUGCGUCAUAAGAAAUAUAGUUAGAGAUUGGGGAGCAGAGGGGCAAGUGGAGCGUGAUCAAUGCUAUCUGCCCAUUCUUGAGGAGCUUGAGAGAUUGUUUCCCAAGCGCAGUAAGGAAAGUCUUCCUUGCUGCCUGGUUCCUGGUGCUGGACUUGGGAGAUUGGCAUUGGACAUUUCACGUCUUGGCUUUGUAUGCCAGGGUAAUGAAUUUUCAUACUACAUGAUGAUAUGCUCCAGCUUUAUUCUCAACCACUCUCAAUCUGUUGGUGAAUGGACUAUAUACCCUUGGAUCCAUAGCAAUUGCAAUUCAAUUUCAGACGAGGACCAACUUCGUCCUGUUUCUAUUCCCGACAUUCUUCCUGCUAGCGUAGGAAUAACUGAAGGUUUUUCCAUGUGUGGCGGGGACUUUGUUGAAGUGUAUAGUGAUCCAGGCCAAGAAGGGAUCUGGGAUGCUGUAGUUACGUGCUUUUUCAUUGACACAGCACAUAACAUUGUAGAGUACAUUGAAAUAAUAUCGAAAAUCCUUAAAGAUGGAGGAGUGUGGAUUAAUCUUGGGCCGCUGCUUUAUCAUUUUGCGGAUACAUAUGGGCAAAAUGAGAUGUCCAUAGAAUUAAGUUUAGAAGACGUGAAGAAGGUGGCUUUCCACUAUGGAUUUACUUUAGAGAAGGAAAGUACUAUCUCGACGACAUAUACAACAAAUGUUCGGUCUAUGAUGCAGAACCGGUAUUUCGCAGCAUUCUGGACCAUGAGAAAGAAAUCUGCAAACAAGUCUAGCGCGACACCUGAUGAAUGAUCAACUUUGUUUCAGAAGGGCGUGCUGCUUAUUCUGACUGGGCUCAAAACGAACGCGAUUACCUUACAGGCUCCUAGUCCCCCAAUUAGCAGCAAAUCAUUUCCAUCACCACAUUCUAAAAGAUGGAAAAAUUUGCUGAAAUGUUAAAUUCGCUUAUCUAUUAUUUGCUGUGAAUUGAUUGUUUGUGGAUCGAGUGAUCCACAUUGUUGAUCAGUGGCCCAUGGCCGAUGGCCCAGGGCUUUAAAUCCUAUGGGCCCUGUUUUAGGCUCCAUUCCUUCUUGAGUAUCAAUGGCAUAUUUAGUAACUUUUUCUUUGUAAGAGAAUUUAACUAUUUUGUACUGUAAUGUUGUCCUCGCAACUUAUUAUUAGUUCAUGAAAGUGAAGAAUAGCUCAAGUAGUCAAGUGGCUAGAGCUUCCUUCCCGUUUAUAGGGGAUUUUAGGAUCGAUUUUCAUUA